AUCGCAUCUCUCCCGGUCAAUGCUACGUGUUCGUGCAUAGUGCUGCCGAAGAGAUGCCUUCCCUUGUUCGAAAGCUGCUCAUUUUCGCAGCAGUGGAUGGCCUGAUCCUGCAGCCCUCCCCGCCCCGCAACCAUCCGCCCACGACACAACAAGCCAUCAAAGUCGACUACAAGGGCAAUGUCGGGCCGCUACUAAAGGAUAGACGCGAGGAAGACACUACGCCUAUAUCUGUCGAGGCACAUGGCAUAAUUGGUAUGGGUGUCGCACAAAUACGUGGAAAGCCUGUUUACAAAAUUACCGAUGUCGCCCUUAUUCCGCUCUCUUCCCAGGCCGAUGCCGACAAGGCCAUUGCAGCCACUCGUGACCACCUGAGACGUCGCAACAAGUCACCAGGAGGUGAGGAUGAAGAUACCGAGAGCGAGGGCGACGACGAUGCGCCCAGUGUGACGGACUCAGUCGUCGGGGAUCUACCUCCAGCAUCGAAUGAAGUCACGGACCCAGUCACUGGGCGAAAAAGUAGUCCUUCACAAAAGACCAGCGUUGCCGAAGAUGUCAUACAACGGAAAGGUGUAUAUGGGAGAUUUGCUGACAAGUGGUUCUCUCGAAAAGGUUGGAGUGCAGACAACAGGCGUCUGCAAGGAUUUACCUCAGAAGAAAAUCUGGCCGCCAGGUAUGCAAGGCAGGAUGCCGAUCCAGCAGUCCCGAAGGAGCAACAAGGACCUGAGGGCGAAUCAAAGCCGGAUGUCAUUCCAACCGAGGAUGAAAACGUACCACAAGAAGUCAGUCCUACAGCAAUACCGAAAGCACUGGGCGGCAAGAAGGAUGCAGCAACCGUAGCUCUGUUGCCGAAAAUCUUGCAGACGACGAAGAUGUACUUUGCAUCAGGUAAUUUUUUCUAUUCAUACGACUAUGACAUUUCAAAUGGCAUCGGCCAGCAGCAGCCUAGUUCGAGCGUGCCACUCUUCAAACAGUUUGAUCCUUUGUUUUUCUGGAAUCAGAACAUAAUAUCCCCUUUUAUUGAGGCCGGUCAACACUCUUUUGUGCUGCCAAUCAUCCAGGGCUUCGUUGGACAGCGAUCUUUCACCCUCAAGACCACAGAUUCACAGUCCAGUAGUCUCGUGCAAAAACAGGAGACACAGCAAGCAGAGAGCGAGAACUCCGAGAUCAGCUCAGAGCAGGACUCUUUUGCACAAGGCAAAGACUUUUUGUUAACACUAAUUUCACGUCGAUCUACUAAGCGAGCUGGACUUCGCUAUUUACGUCGUGGCACGGACGACGAGGGUUGCACUGCGAACAGCGUGGAGACUGAGCAGAUCCUCUCGACUCCAACUUUUGACACGACCCAAGAUAAGAUUUUUUCUUUUACACAAUUCCGCGGAUCUAUACCAUUGUUCUUUUCUCAGUCGCCGUACAGUCUCAAGCCUCAAGUUACUACCUGGGGCUCCUUUGAGACAAAUGCGCUUGCCUUCAAACGGCACUUUACUGACCUAUCGUCGCGGUACGGAGAGGUAUACUGUGACUCAUUGAUUGAUAAGCACGGCACAGAGGCGAAGAUUGGCGAAUUGUAUGAGCAGCAUGCAAAGGCACUAAAUGAGAACGGGGGUAUCGAUGGAAAAGGCAAACAGUUGGGAUUUGAGUGGUUCGACUUUCACAAUGUCUGCCGUGGGAUGAGGUUUGAGAACGUCUCCAGGCUGAUGGAUUCGAUCGAAACUUUUAUGAAAUCUUCAGGCUGGGUUGAGAUUGCAGAUGAUCAAGUACAGCAAAAGCAGACUGGCAUUUUGCGAACAAACUGCAUGGAUUGUCUGGACCGCACCAAUGUGGUUCAAUCAGCUUGUGCUAGAACUGCUCUGGAAGCGCAGUUGUCCUUGGGCAACUACCAUAUCGAUCUCCAGCAUGACCCUAGUACUUCAUGGUUCAACACCCUGUGGGCGGACAAUGGCGAUGCCAUCUCUAGACAAUAUGCCGGCACAGCUGCGCUCAAGGGCGACUUUACACGAACGCGUAAACGGCAGAUUACGGGCGCUCUGACUGACUUUGGACUGACUUUGACUCGUUAUUACAACAAUAUUGUCAAUGACUACUUUGCCCAAGCACUCAUCGACUACCUUCUUGGUCGCGCGACCGACACCAUUUUUUCCGAGUUUGAGGCAGACAUGAAGAGCUCAGAUCACUUUGUUGAUCUGCGUAGAGUACGACAGCAAGCCAUCGAGCGCUCAGCAGGUAUCGUCAUUGAAGACCAUGACGAGGACUUGGUCCAGGGCUGGACGCUCAGUGUACCCACCGCAGCAAACCAAGUAAAGACAACAACGUUUGAAGAAGCGAUUCUUCUACUUACAGAAAAGGCUCUGUACUUUUGCCGUCUGGACUGGGGUACCGAAAAGGUACGAGAGUUUGAGCGCAUCCCGCUUGAGAAUGUGCAGGGCCUCAUGCGUGGUGUUUAUAUUACGUCAACCCUAGCACAGCGACAUAUGGACACGGACAAGAACGUGGGGCUCAUCAUUCGGUACCGACCCAAUAGUCGCGGCAAGCUAGUACGUAGAAAUACCAGAGUGUUGGAUUCGGAGCCUGGCGAUGAUUCGGCCAAGGACGAGACUCAGAAAGCUCCAAAGCAAGAUGAUGCCAGCGGUCGGUUCCUGGCCUUCAAAGCGUUACCAGCUCACAGCAGUGUUCCCGUGGCAUCUGGUGAUGCAGUUGAAGAUGAGACCGAGAUUGUCAAGUCGGUUUGUGAUGAGAUUGCACGGGUCGCUAACGGCGUGCGCAGGGGAGAUGGUGAGGGGGAUAGAAAAGUGGAGAUUGAAGAAAAGGAUAUUAUCAGCCUUGAGGAUGCAAAGAAGAGUACUGGUUACCUGGAACAGUUUGAGUAUUCGCUGAAGAAGCUUGUUUGGGGAUGAAUAGAUGGGGGCCACCUGUACCCACGUAGGGGGGCGGGAUCUGUAGAGUAAAGAAGUUAUUAGAUAAUAUGUAGUGGCACUUGUUAGCGUUGCAACACCAUAAGGGCAUAAUAUAUAUCUUAGCUAGUAGCUACUAGCUUCCGUCGAUUG
Bipolaris maydis ATCC 48331 is the source of this 3041-nucleotide messenger RNA. The record is from RefSeq and is a predicted model, not a curated record. Lineage: Eukaryota; Fungi; Ascomycota; Dothideomycetes; Pleosporales; Pleosporaceae.